GCAUGUAAGUUUGAAGGAGAUUUUGAGAAAACAGAAAUUCCCCAUAAGGUAUCUUUGUUGCAAUAGGUAAAUCUUGCUAAAUACAAACCGAUGAAGACUUUUGACUCGGCUCAAUAAUAUUUCCGUUAUGAGAGGGUUGUGUGCAUUCAUGGCAUAAUUGAACUAUCAUUUGUGGGAUGCCUGUUGAAACGCUCCACUCCUUUUCAGUAGGCGGCGGUGUUGCCGCCUCAAAAUACUAUACGGGCGCCAUAGAAACGUGCAUGAACGAGGGAGUGCGUUGUUGGCAAAUGAUGCUGAUGCUGGGGAUGCGAAUGGAGACAAGCAAGAGGAUGCUACUGUAAAAAUGGCGGUGCACGGGGCGAACCUCCUUAUAUGGUUUUGACCGUAGAGGCAAAACAAUGCCCCUCGUCAAAAUCUUUACGACUUCUAUCUCAUGUCGGCGGAAAAAAUUAGAUAAAUGGCUCGUUUAAGCUGGGAGCUGCUCGUGUUCUGUCCGGCUGGCAGAUGCAGUGCCUAGUGCCUGGCCUUCAGGACAACGCCAACAUGAAUGGGGCUGGAGAUCAGGCGGACAUAUUGCCGCCCAACUGCAUGGUCAAGGAUCGAUGGAAAGUGCUGAAGAAAAUUGGAGGGGGAGGUUUUGGGGAGAUCUACGAGGCCUUAGACUUGCUGACACGGGAGAAUGUGGCGUUGAAGGUGGAGUCGGCACAGCAGCCCAAACAGGUCCUGAAGAUGGAGGUGGCCGUCCUAAAGAAACUGCAGGGUAAAAACCAUGUAUGUAAGUUUAUUGGUUGUGGGAGAAAUGACAAAUUCAACUACGUGGUGAUGCAACUUCAGGGGCGGAAUUUGGCUGACCUGAGAAGGAGUCAGCCUCGAGGGACCUUCACCAUGAGCACAACCCUCCGUCUGGGAAAACAGAUCCUGGAGUCGAUAGAGGCCAUCCAUUCUGUUGGCUUUCUGCACAGAGAUAUCAAACCAUCCAACUUUGCUAUGGGAAGGUUGCCUUCAACGUACAGGAAGUGUUUUAUGCUAGACUUCGGCCUUGCUCGUCAAUACACCAACACCACAGGGGAAGUCCGACCGCCUAGAACAGUUGCAGGAUUUCGAGGAACAGUCCGAUACGCCUCUGUAAAUGCACAUAAAAACAAGGAAAUGGGUCGCCAUGAUGACUUAUGGUCAUUAUUUUACAUGUUGGUGGAAUUUGCUGUUGGUCAGCUACCAUGGCGGAAAAUCAAAGAUAAGGAGCAAGUUGGACAGAUUAAAGAACGAUAUGACCAUAGGAUGCUGCUGAAACAUAUGCCUUCAGAGUUUCAAAUCUUCCUUGACCAUGUAUUGGGCCUUGACUAUUACACCAAGCCAGAUUAUCAGCUCCUGAUGUCAGUGUUUGAGAACAGCAUGAAAGAACGCAUCAUCACGGAGAACGAGCCGUUCGAUUGGGAGAAAGGAGGGACCGAUUCUACCCAGUCGACCAGCACCUCCACCCAGCCACAGCACAACACCCGGCCCACCGCCGCCAUGGUGGGAGCCAUCAACGUCACGUUGGUCCCUGGCGACCUUCAGAGGGAGAACACAGACGACGUCCUCCAGGAUGAGCAUCUCAGCGACCAGGAGAACGCCCCUCCGGCCCUGCCUGGCAAGCAGGGGGCCGAGACGGCCAGCCCGGUACCCAACGAGGGCGAGAAGUGGGAGGACACUGACUUCAACCGCAACAAACUCAGGAUCAGUCUCAGCAAGGGAGUCCAGGAGGAAGACCCAGGUAGAGGGGCUUGCCCUGUGUCUCCUGGCCGAACGGGGGGCCCAGAUUCGCCCAGUGGCCAGGUACGCUCCUUGAGGUACCGGCGUGUCAACAGCCCUGAGUCAGACCGCCUGUCUGCGGCCGAGGGCAGAGUCGAUGGCUACUGCCAAAGGUCGCGCAUGGACAUCCUGGGCUCGCCCUCUCGCCACGUCUACUCCUCCCAACCAGCCCAGAUGCUGUCGGUGGAUGGCGUCCGGUGUGGCGACCGGCAGGCCAGCGGGCGCCACGAGGGCUCGGUGGCCUCGGUGGACCAGGAGGCACACAGCAACGCCUUCAUCCGCUCCGUGCCGUUGGCUGAGGAGGAGGACUUCGACAGCAAGGAGUGGGUGAUUAUUGACAAGGAGACCGAGCUGAGGGAUUUCCAGCCCACGACAUCGGGCACCACCGACGAGGAGCCCGAGGAGCUCAGGCCACUGGAGGAGCAGGAGGAGAGGAGGAGGCUCCGGGCAGCAGGUGCUGAGUUAGUGGUACGGCCCAAGACCCAUACCAGGGACAGCAGUCGAGGCAUGCUGACCCUGACUGAGGAGGAAGCCUCCCGGAGGAGUAGCGGCAGCCCCGCCCAGUCGCCGUGUCACUCACUCCCAUCAGGCCGCCCCCGGAGAAGAGAGUCUGAGCCCAUUGGACCCCAAAGACCGGUGAUAGUGUCACCUACGGAGCAAAAUGGCCCAUCUUUGCCAUCUCCAGACUACAGAACCAAGGGUCAGACUGAUGAAAAGGAGCUUUUCCACAUCCUCCCUCAGCUCCAAGUAAAGAGGGCAGAUUUCCUCACAGUCAUGCUCACCGGCACCCUGCCUCAGCGCCGGACGUUUUCGGCUCUGCUGCCAGAGAACGAAGUACCAGAGCCUCAGGGGCCGAGGGAUGAUGACGUGACCAAGAGCGAGUCCAACAGCGAGGCCAGUCAGAAGAGCACUGAACGCAGCCAGGAUGGAGCUCCAUCCACUCUCAUGGCCGAGGACCUGAAGGGCCCGAGGGAGCCUGUCUCAGCUGCCGAUGCAGACCCUGACAUGGAGGACGCCUCCAAGACCCUGGUCCUGUUCUCACCCGGGGACAACCGCAAGUCCCCAUCUACUGGGUACCCCAACCUCGAAGCUGAUUUUGGUACCCCUUGUGCCAUCACCUCCCAAAAAGAGAGGCCCACAAUGGGUGAGGCGAUUCAGGCAGACCCAUCUGAACUUGGGGGUUUGUCGGUUGCAUUGAGAUCGGAUUUGAGAGCCACCACCCCCAUCGCUCCGGCAUCUCCUCCGUUCACUAAAGUUGAACGGACUUUCAUCCAUAUCGCUGAGACAUCCCACCUGAAUGUCAUGUCUUCCAGCAGCCAGACUCCCAAGGAAAGUGAUCGAGACCUCUUGGCCAUUGUCCUAAAGGCUUCAGCAGAUGGAGGCACCAAUAAACAGAUAAAUCUUGUAAAACAGGGAAACGCAUCUUCUGAGCAUUCACCUGACCUCCAAGUCCAGCCUGCAAUUGACGGGAACUUGGAGAAUGACUCACAGCCCGAACCUGAAAACUGUUCAAUGUUUGUCUUUGCCGAAUCUCUGGAGCCUGUCCCAGAAGCCACAUUGCCUAUUCUGGCACAUGAAGCUUUAUGCAGCAAUGAUUCUCAAAAGAAGCUGCCUGAAAAGAAAGACAUUACAGAUCAACAGGAGAAUAGUCCAGAACCAGAAGCUCCAACCCCUCCCAAACCCAGGAUCAGGAGCCGGAUCCCUGUGUUGGUUUCGGAGGAAGACACCGGCUCAGAGCACUCGUCCUCCCUCUCGGCCCGGGCACGGCUCCAGAGAAGGGUGCGGCAGCUGGACUUGGCAAGACUCGUGGUGGAGAAGCAGCAGGGGCGUUGGAUGAGGAGAAGGCUGAUUUCGGGGACCUCGUCUUCCCUGUCGUCUGGGGAUGACGAGCGGCGGAGGGCAUCGGAGACUCUCUCUACCACAGGCUCAGAAGAGGACACGCAUGCCUCGGACGAGUCCCUGGUGAGGAGGACUUCUCGUCUCAAGCCGACGGGGGAGGAGGGACCUUUGGAGUGGCGGAGCAGGAUCCCCAGGCCUGUCACACCCAUUAAAAGACCCUCAGGGCGCCUAGUGGCGGCCGCAGCCCCCUCCCCUCUCACCCUGCCAGGACGUGGUAUUUCUCGAGCCGCCACCUUCAUCGGCAACGGACUUCAAUCUCAAAGAGUAGGACUGGGUACCCUUCACACCCAGAAGAGAUCCAAAACGAUGCCGAUCGGGUCUGCCUCUUCGUCUUGCCCCCGAGCAUCCCCCAGUCCUCCCCAGCCAUGUGGCAGCCCCCGCAUGCCCCUGCGCUGUGUCUUUGCUGCCCGUCGUAGCCUAAGUACCUCUCACUGCAGGACAGACAGCCCCUCCCCCCAACGCGUCCGCCCAAUAAGGCAGCCCCUCUCAGUCCGACCCACAACCGCUCCCCCUCCACGACCAAGAACUACAAGUACCCUCCAACGUAGCGUUUCGCAGGACCCCACAACGCAGUCAUCCACUGCCAUGCCUCCCAGGGUCAGGCCUAAGUCCACAGGCCCAGCAAAGGGGAAACAAAGCACAGGGGACAAACUUAGUUCCGCUAGAUAAUACACAGAGACUAAACCUAGAGAAUAGUUGUGUAUACAUCCAUAUGGUUUUCAGAAAAACGCAAUGCCUCAAAAGGACCCAAGAUGACCCCAAAGCAAAACUGAUGCUUUAAGUCUUUUUGAUCUCACAAUGACCUCCUUUGAUCCAAAUCAUUUAUCUGUACUAAAAUAGUAUAUGUGAAAGGACGACAUCAUAC
Hypomesus transpacificus is the source of this 4555-nucleotide messenger RNA. RefSeq names its product tau tubulin kinase 1a (gene ttbk1a). Gene Ontology annotation, molecular function: ATP binding; protein serine/threonine kinase activity. Gene Ontology annotation, cellular component: nucleus; cytoplasm. NCBI's taxonomy places the organism in Eukaryota, Metazoa, Chordata, Actinopteri, Osmeriformes, Osmeridae. Gene Ontology annotation, biological process: peptidyl-serine phosphorylation; signal transduction; peptidyl-tyrosine phosphorylation. The record is from RefSeq and is a predicted model, not a curated record. The transcript is spliced from 16 exons. The coding region runs from base 505 to 4359 and encodes 1284 amino acids.